AUUUUUCUCCUCCUCAAAGAGCACAUGUUCUAAAUAUUGACUCGAUCCAAACUCGAUCCGUAUUAUUCCGCUUGGAAUCCGCAUCAGUUUUUUCCGUGAGUUCUGUGACGUGCAAACCAAUCGCUCCAGUGUCUCUCUUUCUCAUCAUGACCCACGUCCAGGUCAACAACAACGUUACCAUCGGCAUACUAGCUCUUCAAGGAGCCUUUGCAGAACAUCAGACUGCCCUGCAAAAGCUCUCAUGCCAGAAGAAAAUAUUGGUUGUUCUUGUUCGGACUGCAGAAGAUCUUUCAGCAUGUGAUGCUCUGAUAAUCCCCGGAGGGGAGUCCACCACAAUUGCAUUCCUCGCCAAGCUCUCUGGGCUUUUAGAACCUUUACGGACGUUUCUGCAGAAGAAGCCCGUGUGGGGAACUUGUGCCGGGGCGAUUCUUCUUGCACAGGCAGUCGAGAACACCAAAAGAGGUGGUCAAGAACUUUUCGGUGGAAUAUCAGUCACCAUAGCUCGGAAUGGUUGGGGUUCACAAGUCGAGUCUUUCGAGGCACCUCUCUCAAUAGACGGUCUACUGGAUCCAAGCACUCCUUUUAUGGGUGUAUUCAUUCGUGCUCCUGUUGUCUUAGCCUUACAUCCAUCCACCGAGAACCCACCAAUAGAAGUCAUCGCUCGCUUACCGAUCAACCUUGUGCCAAAGUCACAGAAGCUGACAUUACAUGACGAAGGCGACUCCAGUCCACACGAUUCACAAAGUAUCGUUGCAUUACGGCAGGGACGACAUAUGCUCACCACAUUUCACCCGGAGCUCACAAAAGACAGUCGUUUUCAUGAGUAUUUUGUGCGGACUUGUGUUGUGCCUACCCUUCUGUGAAGCUGUGUAUUAUGACACUGCCGCUCACCGCUGUCAUGGGUUGAUAUGCAAUAGACUGGGCCUCAUAAGGUCCUUAAUUGGCGAUAUAGCGACGUUGGAAGCACACACUUGUUCUGAGGACAGCCAACAGAGAAAAUACAAGCGAGAGCUGCAAGGGGCCCAAAUAAAUUUACACGGCGUGUUACUCUCGCGAUGAGCUUGACAAAAGCUUUUGACUAGUCAUUAACGUUUAACAUCCAAGGCACAGUAGCACUACUAUGAGGAAAUGACGAGAAUGGCACAGAAUCUCUUGUA
Molecule: messenger RNA, 1157 nt
Organism: Suillus discolor
Lineage: Eukaryota; Fungi; Basidiomycota; Agaricomycetes; Boletales; Suillaceae
Product: PdxT/SNO family
Exons: 5
Coding region: 147-863 (238 amino acids)
Biological process (GO): pyridoxine metabolic process; pyridoxal 5'-phosphate biosynthetic process
Cellular component (GO): glutaminase complex; cytosol
Molecular function (GO): glutaminase activity
Source: RefSeq, a predicted model, not a curated record